Molecule: messenger RNA, 1417 nt
Organism: Odocoileus virginianus texanus
Lineage: Eukaryota; Metazoa; Chordata; Mammalia; Artiodactyla; Cervidae
Gene: S100A14
Product: S100 calcium binding protein A14
Biological process (GO): toll-like receptor 4 signaling pathway; positive regulation of granulocyte chemotaxis; positive regulation of monocyte chemotaxis
Cellular component (GO): perinuclear region of cytoplasm
Molecular function (GO): calcium-dependent protein binding; chemokine receptor binding; calcium ion binding
Source: RefSeq, a predicted model, not a curated record
UGCUUCUCUGUCUGACUUUUCCUCCAGGCCUUUCCUCCCAGGCUUCAUGCCACUGUGUGUCCAAGUCCUCCCUCUCUCCUUCUGCAGCCUCUCCCCGCCUUUCUUCCCUGGCCUCUGCCUGCUGGUCUGGGGCCAGGGGGAUCCCAGACCCAGCUCUCCACGAUUCCCUCUUCUGGGCCAGGACGGGGCGGGCCCCCGGAACUGUGGCCAAUGGAGGUGGGGCUCUAGGAGGUGGAGCCCCCGCUGCAGGCUCACCGUCCAGGCGGCGGCUAGAGCUGGGUGGCUUUUUGAGGAGGCCCAGCCCCCUGCCUCCCCUCCCUCCCCCCAGGUAUAAGAGCUGAGCUCAGGUGAGCUGGCUCCUUCAGUCCUGUCUCAGCGGCUGCCAGCGGAUCAUGAGCCAUCAGCUCCUCUGGGGCUGGCUGUAGGACGACAAAACUCUCACCACAGGACCAAGCGUGUCGAGCACCAUGGGACAGUGUCGGUCAGCCAAUGCUGAGGAUGCCCAGGAAUUCAGUGAUGUGGAAAAGGCCAUUGAGACCCUGAUCAAGAAUUUCCACCAGUAUUCGGUGGAGGGUGGGAAGGAGACGCUGACUCCCUCCGAGCUCCGGGACCUGGUCACCCAGCAGCUGCCGCACCUCAUGCCGAGCAACUGUGGGCUGGAAGAGAAAAUCGCCAACUUGGGCAACUGUAACGACUCUAAACUGGAGUUUGGGAGCUUCUGGGAGCUGAUUGGAGAAGCAGCCAAGAGUGUGAAGCUGGAGAAUGCUGUCCAGGGGAGCUGAAAACCUUCCCCUGGAAUUCUGGAUGGGUUGGGUGGGAUGCUGGGGAAAGGGGACCUUAAACACCUCUCUCCACCACCCCUACACUAUUCCCCAGCCCUACCUGCCUCACCUCUGCAGGGUUCAGGUUCAUAAUGGCCCUUCUGGGGCCUCUGUGUACCCCAUCCCUGUGGAGCUUAUGGAUCCAGGGGUCCCCACCAAGGGGGAGGCUUGGGGAGCCGUUGGGGCCUGGGACAUAUAUGGAAGGCUGCUGGAGGCUUGAGGAUGGUGUAAGGGCCACGUCAUUUAGUAGUGGGGAAGGGCAGAGAGGAGCUGAGCUGUGGGAAAUGAUUUGGAGGGGGUGGCAAUAGGGAUGGACAUUUGGUACCAAGAAGGGUCUCUAUGAAACUACCCCUCCUAAUCUCUUCCCCAACCCAAACUGUCCAGUGCUGUCCCUUCCUGUCCCAGUUCUGCCUCAGCCUCCUCUCAGGACUCUGUCUCCCCGGCUUAGGGCAGGGGAAGAGAGACAGAGCAGGGUCGGGGAGAGGCUGAGGAGGGUGCCUUUUGGGAGUGAGAGGACCAGCUGGGUGCUUGGGCAUUUACAGGAUGAUGGUUGUUUUGUAUCAUUUGAUUAAUAAAAAAAAUGGAAAAAAAUGAAA